AUGCCCAUGAGGGCUGCGCCGAAGAUGCUGCCGACGGCGACACCGCCGAUGGCGCCGCGGGAGAGGUUGUCGGAUGCGGGGGGGAAGAGGGCGGGGGUGCCGGUCGGGGUCGGGGUUGCGGUUGGAGUUGGGAUGAAGGUGGGAGGGGGCGGGGAGGAGGUGGGAGAGCUGGAGGAUGAUGGGGAGGAUCUGGAGGUUGAGCUGGCGGGGUUUGAGGAAGAGGAUGAGGGUUUGGAAGAAGAAGAGGAAGGAAGAGGAGAAGAAGAAGAGGGGAGGAAGAAGACAAGUCGAAAGUGGAGGUGUAGUAUACAGGUACAGAAUAGGUUGUAG
Morchella sextelata is the source of this 330-nucleotide messenger RNA. RefSeq lists its product as uncharacterized. The record is from RefSeq and is a predicted model, not a curated record. The coding region runs from base 1 to 330 and encodes 109 amino acids. Lineage: Eukaryota; Fungi; Ascomycota; Pezizomycetes; Pezizales; Morchellaceae. The transcript has 3 exons.